Schistocerca serialis cubense is the source of this 1973-nucleotide messenger RNA. RefSeq names its product zinc finger protein 679-like. The transcript has 10 exons. Bases 91 to 1776 code for a protein of 561 amino acids. NCBI's taxonomy places the organism in Eukaryota, Metazoa, Arthropoda, Insecta, Orthoptera, Acrididae. The record is from RefSeq and is a predicted model, not a curated record.
ACUCAGUACUGUGUAGUCACAAGUCAGCAGCAACCUCGUGGUGUUGUGGAAAUUUGUGUGUGAUAUUCUCCAGACUGUAGAACUGAAGCGAUGGACCAGGAUCCAACUAAGUGGAUAAAAAAAGAUGAAACUGAUGAAGUACAAACUGAGUUACACUUCAUAGGCCAAGAUUAUCCAUGCAGCAUGAAUGUAAAAGAGGAGUUGGAGGAGGGUGUGAAUAAAGAGUUUCUUGAAGACCCAUUAAAGGCUGGCGACCCUAGUGUUUGCGUAAAGCAAGACCCUGAACUGAAACGCCAUGCUUCUGGAUCUGAGCUUAAUUCUGUUGAAGAUCCAUUGGGAAUAUCUUUGUCCACUGAUUUUAUCAAGGAGGAUCCUGAAUUAAAUAUAACUGAGAAUACUGUGGAAACCUCAAUAAGAUGUGCAUCUGAUAGUGCAAGAUUUACUCAGACUACUGGUGGGAGGUGCAGCAUAUCAUGUGAAGAACCUUGUCACCAUAGACUGGUCCAGGAUGAAUUGGUGAUAGACAUGGAGAAGUCAACACAUGGGUUCAGUACCAAUACAGAAGAUAUGACUGUUGAUAAGGAAUGCUCAGUUGCCAUCCAAUAUGACUGUAGUACGAGGGAAAAGGAAUUACAUGUAUAUAGCUGUAAUUUCUGCCAACAGAGCUUUUCUUCAAAAUACAGACUCACAAUGCAUGUGUUUUUGCACAUUGGUGGAACGCAACCACCUUCAUAUGUUUGUAAGUGGUGUGGUGAGGUAUUUCACAGUAAUGUUGGCUUGAAAAAGCAUAUGAGAAUGAGUGAGAAUUGUCGAGUUUUAACUGCAGACAGUCAUGAAAAAUAUGGACAUAGUGAUGAGCAUCAAACCACUACCUCGUUGGAUAGCGAGGCAGAAGUUUCUGUCACAGAACACAAUGACCAGUCUUCAUGUAAGGAAACUUGGAAAGAUUCAAACAAGCCCUCUAAUGACAUAUGUAACACACAUAUGACAAAUGAUAGAGAGAAAACAAGUAAUUAUGGAACUUUGUCUAUAGCUGUUAAUGUCAGUGCCCAGGCUGAUCUACUUACGGCAAACAGAACUCACAGAUGUGGCAUUUGUGGCAAAUUGUUUGCUAGGGUUGGUGUUCUCAACAGACAUGUUUCCAUUCAUACUGGGAAAAGACUUCACAAAUGUGAUAUUUGUGACAAAUGGUUUGCCCAGUCACGUUAUCUAAAGGCUCACACAUUAAUUCACACUGUGAAGAAACCUUACAUGUGCAAGAGUUGUGGGAAAUCUUUUACUAUGUUAGGUGAUCUCGAGAAACAUUCAUUAAUUCACACUGGAAAUAAACCUCACAAAUGUGAGAUUUGUGGGAAAUCUUUUACUAAGUUAGAUAAUCUCAAGCAACACUCAUUAAUUCACACUGGAAAGAAACCUCACAAAUGUGAGAUUUGUGGGAAAUCUUUUACUAGGUUAGGUGAUCUCAAGCAACACUCAUUAAUUCACACUGGAAAGAAACCUCACAAAUGUGAGAUUUGUGGGAAAUCUUUUACUAGGUUAGGUGAUCUCAAGAAACAUGUAUUAAUUCACACUGGAAAGAAACUUCACAAAUUUGAGAUCUGUGGGGAAUCUUUUGCUACAUCAGGUGAUCUCAAGACACAGGCAUUACGACACACUGGAAGUGGACCUCACAAAUGUGGUAUCUGUGACAAAAGUUUCACUUACUUGGAUACUCUCAAGACACAUGCAUUACUUCACGUCAGAAAGAAAUUGAAUAUACGCAGCCAACUGAAAUGAUGCACUGAUACAGUGGUGUGGUGGUGCCGAGGCAACAGGUGUGCUGACCAUGUACUGAGCCAGCAGGGACAGCAUGAGGGCUGCCAAGAUACAUCAGCUGGGCAGUGGCUAAGCUGGUGCAAUGGUGAUGCCAGUGGACAGUGAUGGAGUAUUGUGGUUCAGAAUGACAGCAUUGGGGCCAGCAAAUGUUGUUACCA